This is a messenger RNA of Nematostella vectensis (starlet sea anemone), 3712 nucleotides long. RefSeq names its product putative beta-lactamase-like 1. Bases 947 to 2758 code for a protein of 603 amino acids. The transcript has 2 exons. The record is from RefSeq and is a predicted model, not a curated record. NCBI's taxonomy places the organism in Eukaryota, Metazoa, Cnidaria, Anthozoa, Actiniaria, Edwardsiidae.
AUUUGAGCUAAUAACGGUAGUGGCUGUCCGGAGGCUCUUUGAAUUGUUUGUGUACAUUUGAAUUGAGCGGAAAAUCGGAUCUAGAUGUCAAAAUAAGAUAAACAAGAAUCACAGAACUUGUGGAAGCCAUUGGAUCUGCUUCCACCUGGAACGUGCAAAUCGACAGGUGGCCAGGCUUGGUUUAAAUUCAAUUUAACGUAAUUUGGAUUGUCUAAUUGCCGUUAUAAUUUAAUUCUAUCGUCUCCAAUGUGUGCUCUGUACUCUCAAGCAGAACGUUUGGCUAUCAGAUGGUGGCAUUUACCAUAACUCAUUAAAGGCAUGUAUAUUAAAAUACUCUUGGAAAAUCUAAAUGUUGAAAAUAAUUUUGCUACAAACACACAUACCUCACAAAAAAUAAUAAUUAACGAUCUCGUUGUGCACUUUAUCCUUAUCAACGAGGUUAUACAAAACGCAUAUAGUUCACACGUUCAGCGUUAGGUUAUACAAAACGCAUAUAGUUCACACGUUCAGCGUUAGGUUAUACAAAACGCAUAUAGUUCACACGUUCAGCGUUAGGUUAUACAAAACGCAUAUAGUUCACACGUUCAGCGUUAGGUUAUACAAAACGCAUAUAGUUCACACGUUCAGCGUUAGGUUAUACAAAACGCAUAUAGUUCACACGUUUAGCGUUAGGUUAUACAAAACGCAUAUAGUUCACACGUUCAGCGUUAGGUGUCGGAGCUGUGUUGAUUUUUAUUCGCAGAAUUAAAAUUAAUCAAACAUGUUUGCUCUCUGCGUGCUAUUGAUUGUCUAUAUCGUUUGUCAUGUAUAACGCGCAAAGGACAUACUCUCUACCGUGCAUCUAUUUAUCGAGCCGCCAAUGUCUUUGGUACUACCUCUGUAAACACUUGGGGAAUAGUUGGGUUGGCGUCCUUUAGAAGUGGGCGUCACAAACCUGUUAGCCUCGAUGAAAGAAUACAAAUGUGACAGCACUGAGAUUCAGUGUGCAUUCCAAGAUUCCCACUCUGAGACGCCGACCGUUACGAGGGCUGAAGCUCCCCCAGGCCAAACAGUCAAACCUCACGAAAAGAGCAAAAGCCAAGCUAUCGAUCAAGACAUGGCAAACAACAAGGUUAGCGCCGAAAACCUCGUCCCUGAACCUGGAUUUCUUCAGGAGCGGAGGGGUAAAAGAAUUUGGCAGAUUAUUAGCAUGGUUAUUUUGGUCUUUGCUGUUGUUAUGCUUGCUUUAUUCAUUUGGCAGUUGUCAAAACAGUCCGCCAAGAGCCCAGUAUCGGAGAGAACCCAAGGCAAUGAUGACAGCGUUUGGCCUGCCAUUAAGAAGUGUCCAAUUCUCCCACCACUAGUAUCGCUACCCCGAGACCUACCGAAAGAUUUGAAUCAGUCACUUGUAAGAAUUGAAGACUACUUGAAAAAGCUUGUGAAUCCGCAGAGUCAGCUCCCUGCAAUCUCUGCAACUAUUUACUACAAAGACAAGGUUCUAUGGAUUGGACACUACGGGACAAAAAUUGCGGAAAAUAAAACCCCUCCGAAUGAUGAUACUCGGUACCGGAUCGGUAGCAUAACCAAAGUUUUUCCCGUGAUAAUGUUAUAUAAAAUGUACCAAGAUGGAUUGAUCGAUUCAUUAGACGACCCACUGAGUAAAUAUGCCCCCGAUUUCCAUAUGAAUAACCCAUUCACGGAAGAGAAUAUAACUUUACGACAAAUAGCUAACCAGUUAUCCGGGCUCCCUCGCGAGGCCCCCUGCGGCGCGUGCUUAAAUGAAACGACUUCCAGUAAGCAGCUCGCCCUGCUUCGUAACCGAAGCCUUGUGGUUGAGCCAGGGACAGUGCCGUCCUACAGCAACCUCGGAUAUGCUCUGCUAGGAAGGUUGCUGACGGAGAUGCCAAAAGUAAACAUGACCUUCGAGGAUUGGACUCGGAACAAAAUUUUAAUCCCUCUGGGAUUAAACAACACGGGGUUCCGCAUCGACAAAGAGGUUGAGCAGGAUAUGGCGCCUUCUUACAACUCCUUGGGGAAUCGCGUGCCCUUCAUGGACAUUAAAUGGCUAGCCCCUGCUGGACAAAUGUACUCGAGCCCGCGGGAUAUGGCUUUGUUCGGGAUGUAUCUGAACGCAGCAAAGAAACAAUCAGUUCUGCAAACGAAGUACUUGAGGGAGAUCUUAUCACCGUCGGACAUAGCGCCUGAUGGGCAGACUUUGUGGGGAAGUCCGUGGGAGAUGAUCUUUCAUAAGAAUUUCCUCGUCCGAGGCAAGGGGGGUACAAUUGACAGCUAUUCGGCUAUGGUGAGCGUUGUCCCUGAAAUCCAGCUCGGCUUUAAUGUGUUCAUUAAUGCUGCAUACCAUUUCAAGGAAGGCGCCCUCAUCGCUAAUACUAUUUUGGAUUAUGUAUACAGAGAAUUUUUACCCGUGUUUAACAGAACAUUAUUCGAAGUAGGCGGCAGGUUAAAGUUCAAUAACGCAACGAUGUAUAUCGGUACUUACAACAUUACAAAGACAAGCGAACUUACUGGAGAAAUUGAAUCAAAGUACCAAGCGACAAUCGACGAUCACAACUACACCUUACUUUAUACUGAAAAUAACAAGAAAACAUUCUUAUAUGACACUGAAGUCCCUUUACUUCUAAGAGCAGCUAAAGAUACAAGCAGCUGUCUAGAAUCACAACUCGGCAAUCGUGCUCAGUUUUAUUUUUCGCCCGCUGUUGAAGGUGUGUCUCCCGGAUUUUUAGUGCCGGGAUGGGGCAUCACUGGGGUACGGGUGUAGGAGGUAGUCUCCCGGGGUUUCCUUGCCUGGAUGGGGGAUCAGGGGGGAACGGGUGUAGAUGGUGGGUCUUCCGGGUUUUCAGUGCCGGGGUGGAGCAUUGCUGGGGUACGGGUGUAGGGGGUAGUCUCCCGGGUUUUCCUUGACGGGAUGGGGGAUCAGAUAAGUACGAGUGUAGGAGGUAGACUACUGGGUUUUCAGUGCCGGGGUGGGGGAUCAGGGGGGUAUGGGUGUAGAUCUUGAUCUCCAGCACCUUUUGGAGCGGAUAGUAGAAAUGGGCAUGGAACUGACAGAAAGUUAUAGGGCGGAGAGAAUACGUAGUUGGGUAAAUUAUGCGCUGGCUUAUCGAGCACGUGUCAGGGCAUGGUAAAGGGUGUACAGCAUUGAUUUAUAUCAGUUAUCACGUCAAAAUCUUCAAUUAUUACGCCGUUACAGAUUAGAGAUAUCGUAUUCACAUAAAAUAUACUAUCUAAUCAUCAGUGAUUUGCGUGGUCUACUAUUUCCGGUGUAAGCGCGACCCCCUCUUGGCCGUCAAAAAGUGGGUCAUGUCUUAUUGGGGAUAUUCUCAAAUACUAUCCUAUUUUCAUAGUAUACCUACUGCGCACUACAUCCCCCCCCCUACCCCUCUCGGUACACCCAUGGUCCUUUUUGCACGAAGCAUAUAAGCGAGCCCCAGCAAUAUUUACUAACAACUAUAUUUUGGACAUUCACUUCCUAAAAUGACGAGCUAUGCAAAGCAAGCAACCUAAAAAUAUACAUAAAGUAAAAAUAAAUACCUCCCCAGGAGACUCAACAAUGUACUCGCAAAAGACGCAACAACCAAGUACGAAUAAUAUUUGAGAUUUUCAAGAUUUUAUUUUAUUAGUAGAAUGAACGCCUAAUUCUAACUCCACAUGUCUACUUCAAACCAAGAAUCGCAAACCGCAAAAGCGCACAGGAAAACGCACAGAAACCGCU